CUUUGGGAAUAUGUGCGCAUAGAUUUUUGGAGUGGUAUGACCAUCAUUUCUGGACACAACUGGACUCGCCACGGCCCCGGGCAAAUGCUAUGAGCCGAGUGACCGGGAACGAGGAACAUCAUGAAGGAAAAAUCGAAAAACGCGGCGCGGACCCGGAGGGAGAAAGAAAAUAGUGAAUUUUAUGAACUGGCGAAGCUGCUGCCGCUGCCCUCCGCCAUUACGUCCCAACUGGACAAGGCGUCCAUCAUCCGCCUGACCACGAGCUACCUGAAGAUGAGGAGCGUGUUUCCUGAAGGUCUGGGGGAGUCCUGGGGCCACGUGAGCCGUACGUCUUUGGACGGAGUCAGCCAAGAGCUGGGAUCUCACCUUCUGCAGACUCUGGACGGUUUCAUCUUUGUGGUUGCUCCAGACGGAAAAAUCAUGUACAUUUCAGAAACGGCGUCUGUGCAUUUAGGCCUGUCCCAGGUAGAGUUAACUGGAAACAGCAUUUAUGAAUACAUCCACCCGGCUGAUCAUGACGAGAUCACGGCUGUGCUGACAGCUCACCAGCCCUACCACUCCCACUUUGUACAAGAAUACGAGAUGGAGCGCUCGUUCUUUCUACGUAUGAAAUGUGUGUUAGCCAAAAGAAAUGCCGGGCUCACAUGUGGAGGCUACAAGGUGAUCCACUGCAGCGGGUACCUGAAGGUCCGUCAGUACAGUCUGGACAUGUCUCCAUUCGAUGGGUGUUACCAGAACGUGGGUUUGGUGGCAGUGGGUCACUCUCUGCCUCCGAGCGCUGUCACAGAAAUCAAACUUCACAGUAAUAUGUUCAUGUUCAGGGCCAGUCUGGACAUGAAGCUCAUCUUCCUCGACUCCAGAGUGGCUGAGUUGACCGGGUAUGAGCCUCAGGACCUCAUCGAGAAAACCCUGUAUCACCACGUCCACAGCUGUGACUGCUUCCACCUGCGCUGUGCCCACCACCUCUUGCUGGUCAAGGGACAGGUCACCACUAAAUACUACCGCUUCCUGUCCAAACAUGGUGGCUGGGUUUGGGUGCAGAGCUACGCCACCAUCGUCCACAACAGUCGUUCCUCCAGACCCCACUGCAUCGUCAGCGUCAACUACGUCCUCACGGACACGGAGUAUAAAGGCCUGCAGCUGUCUCUGGACCAGAUCUCUUCCAAGUCCUCGUUCUCGUACAGCAGCAACUCGUCUACAGACCGGCCCCGAGGAAGAGUCCCCCGCCCCAAGACUAAAGCCAGACUCUCCCCAUACACUCAGUUUGGUGGUUUCCAGGCCGAGCGCUCAGAGUCUGACAGAGACAGUCCCUGGGGGAGCAGUCCUCUCACAGACUCCGCCUCUCCUCAGCUUCUGGACCACAGUGAAUCUCUGGACUCCUCCUGCGUCUUUAGACAGUUCACUGACCCCAGGACACUGUGCUACGGGCUGACAGAGGAGCAGUACCACCCCCAACCAGAGGGGCACUCUCACCACCUACACUCACAUGCACAGGGUCACGGCUGUGAUAGGGGGCGCUGUGAGGCGGGACGAUACUUCCUGGGUCCUCCUCCCACGGGCAGAGAGUCGUGGUGGGGCGUGGGACGCUCUGUUCUGGGGAAAGACUCAGCGGAGGCGUAUGACAACAGCCUGCCUCACCUCACUGCAGUGCACAGCUACCACGGUCGCAGUCACUGGGAUGAGGACAGUGUGGUGAGCUCUCCUGAAGGGGGCUCUACCAGCGACUCUAGCCCCCCUCAGCCACCCAGCCGAAUCCAGAGCCUCAUCCGCGCUACGCAACAGAUGAUAAAAGAAGAAGAGAGCAGACUAAAUGUACGCAAACUCGCUCAGGACGUCCCACUAGGCCCUGCUAACGGCCUCCCCAAAGCCCCCUGCUACGCCCCCGACUACCCCCCCACCCCUUUACCCCUACAAACCAUGGUAUGCAGAGGGAUAAGUCACGUGGUUAGCCCAAACGCUAGCCCUGCUCCUCUGUCCCGACUCUGCAGUCCUGUUUCGAAACCAAAAGACUACCUUCAAAAUGACUUAUCUCCCUCUAUCUCUCUACCGUUGCAUCACUCGUUUGUCAGAGCAGGUGCUUGUUCGGGGUCGCCCACGCCAGCACCCGCCCUGUACCCUUCUCACCCACAUACCCACAAACACCCGGCUUACUCCUUCAACAGUUACACUUUGGACAGUAUCUACGACGCGGACUCGCUAAGAAGUUCAACGCACAUGGAGAUGGGCGCUCAUGCACGGUUAGUGUCAGAGCAAAGCCAAGCACUUAAAGGGACUUCAGUAAUUAUCGCCAACGGCAGCUAACGGCUAACAGCCAACUACUUGUCAGAGAAUGUGUAACGGCUAGAAAUCUGUUGGGUCAUAAACACUUUCCCAAAAAACAAAACGUCAAAAUUAGUUAAAAUUUGUAUACAUUUGGGAUUUAUUUGAAUUAUUUUUGUUAUUUCCUCAAUUUGUAUUUGUUUAAAUUGCAUUUUUUGAAGCUGGGGUACCCAUCUGUGGUCUUGUACAUGAGAACAUAGAGUUUAUUGUGGAAGUAGCAUUAGACUCGAUCUGAUGCUGCUCACUGUUUGGACCUAAUUGUUAAACAUUUUAUCAAUCGCAAACUCUUGGUACGCCUAUAUUUUGGGAUAAGAGCAUUUUGGUUGUGGGACGAUGGUCUACUCCUGCUUCCCUUUAUGUCUGAAGAAGUUCUAAAGCUGUGCACAAGCUCAAAAGUUGAUGCAUGUGAAUACUAGAGAUGUGCCAAAGAGUUGGAGAGAACCAGGAACCAGUCUGAUGCAGGGCACUAGGGCGACUGUGGCUCAGAGCUCUUAUCCACUGAGCUGAAAUUCUGUUAUUGUGUUCUUAGGCAAGACAUUUCACCAUAGACUGUAUAUAUAAAUGGGCAUAGCUAGCUCACCAGCUGCCACGUACCAAACAGGAAGUGAGCAUGGGCGCGGUUCCAGCUUCAUCGAUUCAUUCACUUUCUAUUGAACAGCAGUCACCCCUCUCAUUUUGGCCUUAAAAUGUUCGUAUUAUCCUGCUCUACAUGAUCCUAGAAUAUUUUUUUCACAAUUUUGUUUCAAAAUCAAGAUAUGAACAUUAAUUACAGACAAAAUUAGGCACCUUCUUUCUCUGAGGUUGCUCCCGCUAGUGUUGGCAACAGGUUUGAUUGAC
Messenger RNA from Periophthalmus magnuspinnatus, 3156 nucleotides. It is a transcript of the gene sim1a, whose product is annotated as SIM bHLH transcription factor 1a. NCBI's taxonomy places the organism in Eukaryota, Metazoa, Chordata, Actinopteri, Gobiiformes, Gobiidae. The coding region runs from base 121 to 2301 and encodes 726 amino acids. Gene Ontology annotation, cellular component: nucleus; transcription regulator complex; cytoplasm. Gene Ontology annotation, biological process: regulation of transcription by RNA polymerase II. The record is from RefSeq and is a predicted model, not a curated record. The transcript is spliced from 12 exons. Gene Ontology annotation, molecular function: DNA-binding transcription factor activity, RNA polymerase II-specific; protein dimerization activity; RNA polymerase II transcription regulatory region sequence-specific DNA binding.